Rhizophagus irregularis DAOM 181602=DAOM 197198 is the source of this 789-nucleotide messenger RNA. RefSeq lists its product as uncharacterized. The record is from RefSeq and is a predicted model, not a curated record. Gene Ontology annotation, biological process: regulation of DNA-templated transcription. Lineage: Eukaryota; Fungi; Glomeromycota; Glomeromycetes; Glomerales; Glomeraceae. Gene Ontology annotation, molecular function: DNA-binding transcription factor activity.
AUGGAAAAUCAAAGUGAUUUAUUUAUGAAGACUUCAAUUGAAAAUUUUGGACCGAACGUUGAACCUUUUCUUCAAGAAAGUCAACAAAUCUAUCAACAAAUUGAUCCACAACUUUUUACCGAUCUUUCAUUUAAUCUUUCAAAAGAUGUUUGUCUUCCUUUGGCCGUAGAAAACAAUUUAUUGGAAUCUUCUGUUGCACAAUUUGCACAAUUUCAAUUUUCAACGGAUUAUUACUCUUAUCCUUCUGCUACUGUUCCUUUUUUUGAACCAUUACAAUUUAAUUAUUAUUAUCCUUAUUAUCCUGUUUUUGAUAUUGCUCCAAUUCAAGAUUCUAUGGCAGAGACAUCAGGUUUCAUCCCAUCAAAUUAUUUCCCUCCAGAACAGAACUUACAAUAUUUCAUCGUUCCACAAAUUCCACAACAAUUUGAUGCUCAAUGUACUCAAACAAAUUUCUUUGAUUCUCCUAAUUCAUCAUCAUCCUCUCAAUCAAACUUUGUCAAGCAAUCACCAAAAUUUUCUUCACCUCAAUUAAAUUUAAAAGUUACAGAAAAUUUAGUUAAUAUGAAUAAUUAUACUGUGAUGGAUGAAUCUAAACUAGAGAAGAAAAAAUUACAAAAUAGAGCUGCUGCGCAAAGAGCUCGAGAGAAGGAAAAAUUUUUGAUAGAAAAUUUGAGGAAUGAGAAUGAAAUGUUAAAGAAGGUGUACGAAGAAAAAGUUGAAGAAAUGAAGAGGUUGAAUUCUAUAUUGGAAUCGAUUGAAAAAGAAAGAAUGUUAAAAGUAAAUUUAUAA